Messenger RNA from Diaporthe citri, 1791 nucleotides. RefSeq lists its product as uncharacterized. Gene Ontology annotation, molecular function: protein binding. Bases 1 to 1791 code for a protein of 596 amino acids. The transcript is spliced from 3 exons. Gene Ontology annotation, cellular component: cytoplasm. Gene Ontology annotation, biological process: positive regulation of TORC1 signaling. The record is from RefSeq and is a predicted model, not a curated record. Lineage: Eukaryota; Fungi; Ascomycota; Sordariomycetes; Diaporthales; Diaporthaceae.
AUGGACCGUCCCGAGCCGGGGCUGCUGAAGUGGUCGCCAAAUGCCAACCGUGACUCUUUUCUCCACAUCAAUCUGCAACACAGGGUUGUCCAGCUCUAUGAGCCCACAGGCCAUGCCCACCGCGGGCGCUUCGACUACCGGAAGGUCUCAAAACACGAUGAUGUGCCGCCCCUGACCACUUACGACUGGUCGCCUUCGACGCCAGGCUUGGUUGCCGUUGGCACCUCCACCGGUAUCGUCAACCUGCUGAGGGUCGACGACAGCUCUAAUGCCUACAUGGAAUUGGGCCUUAAGGUGGCCCGAACCUGCUUGGCUGUUGCUUUCAACACCACCGGCCUGCUUGCUGUCGGACUGGAUAGAGUUCGGAAUGACCAGUGUCUGCAUAUCUGGGACGUCAACCGCCUUUCCACCAUUCAUGCCUCCGGUUCGGGCUUUUCCGCCAGUACAGAGCCGUUCAGAGAACCUUGGAAGCGGCUUGAGCACAAUGCUUCCAUCUCGAGCAUCAAGUUUUUUGAGGACAAUCCUCAAACUUUGGUGGUGGGGAUCAAGGGCUCUGGCCUGCGGCUCCAUGAUCUUCGAGAGGGGAAUGAGGCGGUUGUUACCUUUCAGACCAAAAACAAUAACAACCUUGCUAUCGACUACGCAGACCAGAACUACUUUGCUUCCUCAGCUUUGGACUCCCCAGGGGUCAUGGUGUGGGACCGGAGAGCACUCAGCCGUAAUGUUGCCUCUGCGUCGUACCUGGACGCCGUGGACGCGGACGAUAUGCCUUUCGGCGGUGCUCUGAAGCUUGACAGGGCCGUGGACAUAGAAAGUGAUCCUCAGGCCAGAACGGACAGGAACUCUUUCAUUCGCAAGCUUGCCUACUGCCGCGACCACAGAGGCAUGUUAGCUGUGUUGUCUCGUCUAGGCCAGUUAAAAGUGUUUUCCACGCAACCGUCCGAGUAUCUAUCGACAGACGCGGAAUCAGACAGCCCACAACUGCUACAAGUUAGAAAGUCGAACGAGAUGGAUAAUUUCUAUUCAGAAGUCGAUCGGAAGAAUGAGCGCAUCGUCUCGUUCGACUGGCUCACCAUGCCGUCUGCUGCACUCCGGCCGAGACUCCUGGUGCUCCGCGCAAACGGGGCAUUCGAGAUCCUUGAGGUGCCAGCUUUUACUAGAACAUACCCAUAUAAGCUGACCCCAUGGCAGCCCCCAUACAGAGGCUUAACAGAGGGAAGCUCAUACCACAGCAUCAUGAAGUUUGAUACGAGUCAAACCAUUGACACAUUAGGGCCUUUCUUUGUGGAAAACGCGCUUUCCGACAUCCCUAUCUUCGGCCAGGAGAAAGCCGAUGUUGGUGCCAUAGCUGAGGAUGCCCUGAAGACUUACGCCCCGGAAGAUGACCUCUUGGUAGACGAGGCAGCAAGCACAGUCCCUCUUCCUGAGGCUUUUGUGGGUGCAAAGACUGUCGCAGAGAAGCUACAAGCAUUGAGAGCAUACAUUCAGAGUAUCGCCCGCUCAAAAGGACCCGACUCUGACACACAAUUGGCAAAGCUGAGUAGCAUCUCACUGGAUCCAUCCCCAGGUUCCUCAAACCGGUCUCUCCACGAGAGUCUUCUCCGAUCUACGGUGGAACUCACUGGUUUUCCGAAAGCCGCUCAAGUCGUUCUGGACCAUGUCAUGCUUCUGAGAGCAAAGGAAAAAUAUCUCUUCGAUUGUCGCGUCAAUCGUGCUGUUGUCGCAGAUGACCCUUGGCUUAAAGGUGUUUGGGGCUGGAUAGGAGGUAACUUCGCUUGUGCUGUGUUUUGA